GAAGGCUCGGUGUAGAUUGCUGAGAAGAUUCAAGAUGGCGUCUUCCAUAGAGAUACCGCUUCGAGAUACAGACGAGGUAAUAGAGCUUCAGUUUGACCAGCUGCCUGAAGGAGAAGAACUACUGACAAUAUUAAAGCAAGAAGAUGUCCGACUCAACAUAUGGAACACACUGGCACUCCAGUAUUACAAACAGGAGAAGAUGGAGGAUUUUGUCAAAAUAUUGGAGGCUGCAAGAACAGAUGCAAACAGAUCCUAYCCAGAGAGUGAAAAGGAUCAGAUGGCAUGUCUAGAUACCYUGGCAGCUUUUUAUGUACAGCAGGCAAGAAAAGAAAAGAAUAAAGAAAUCAAAAAAGAACUUUUUACCCAGGCUACAUCAUUAUACACACUUGCUGACAAAAUCAUCAUGUACGAUCAGAACCAUUUACUGGGAAGAGCUUACUUUUGUCUUCUUGAAGGAGAUAAAAUGGAACAAGCAGAUGCACAGUUUAAUUUUGUUUUAGCACAGUCAGGAAACAAUAUCCCAGCAUUGUUAGGGAAAGCUUGUAUAUCGUUUAACAAAAGAGACUACAAGAGUGCCUUAGCAUUCUACAAAAAAGCUCUACGGACAAAUCCAAACUGUCCAGUCAUGCAAAAUCUUUCUUUAAAGGAUUACAGCAAAGUACAACACCUUGCUCUCCAUGCAUUUCAUGGAACAGAAGUGGAAGCAAUGCAAGCAGAGAGUUGUUAUCAGUUAGCACGAGCCUUUCAUGUUCAGGGAGAUUUUGAUCAAGCAUUUCAAUACUACUAUCAAGCAACGCAGUUUGCUUCUCCAAGUUUUAUUCUGCCUUAUUUUGGUCUUGGACAAAUGUACAUUGCCAGACGUGACUCUAACAAYGCUGCUCAGUGCUUUGAAAAAGUUUUGAAGGCUAUGUCAGGCAAUUACGAAACUAUGAAGAUUCUUGGUUCGCUGUAUAGCCAGUCUGUAGACUUGGACAAGAGAGACACAGCAAGGGAUCACCUCAAAAAAGUGACUGAACAGUACCCUGAUGAUGUUGAAGCAUGGAUUGAAUUAGCUGGAAUUUUAGAACAGUCUGAUGUGCAAGCAGCACUGGAAGCAUAUGGCACUUCCUCUAACCUUCUCAAAGAGAAAGUSCAGGCUGAUGUACCACCAGAGAUACUUAAUAAUGUUGGUGCUUUGCAUUUUCGUCUUGGUAAUUUGAAAGAAGCCAAGCGCUUCUAUGAAUCUGCUGUUGAGAGGUCUAAGCAAGAGUCGCACAAUGAUGAGGGUUACUAUAAUGCUAUAUCWGUAACCACCAACUACAAYUUAGCCAGGCUGUAUGAAGCUAUGUGUGAGAUAGAAAAGGCAGAGCAACUGUACAAAAGUAUCCUUAGAGAGCACCCCAACUACGUUGACUGUUACUUGAGGCUUGGAUGUAUGGCUAGAAAUCGGGGGCAGAUUUAYGAAGCAUCUGAUUGGUUCAAAGAAGCUUUGCAAAUUAAUCAGGAUCACCCAGAUGCAUGGUCUUUGAUUGGUAACCUUCAUUUAGCCAAACAAGAAUGGGGACCAGGACAAAAAAAAUUUGAGAGAAUAUUAAAACAGCCAUCUACAGAAAAUGAYGCUUAUUCACUGUUAGCACUGGGCAACGUAUGGUUACAGACACUACAUGCACCAUCCCGAGACAAAGAAAAAGAAAAGAGACACCAGGACCGAGCAUUGUCUUUAUAUAAACAAGUAUUGCGUAAUGAUGGACGAAACCUGUAUGCUGCUAAUGGUGUAGGUUGUAUUCUCGCUCACAAGGGAUAUCUACGAGAAGCACGGGACGUUUUUUCUCAAGUUAGAGAAGCUACAGCUGACAUACCAGAUGUUUGGCUCAACCUUGCACAUAUCUAUGUGGAUCAGAAGCAAUAUGUAUCGGCCAUUCAGAUGUAUGAAAAUUGUUUGAGGAAAUUUUACAAACACUACAAUAUGGAGGUUAUGCUGUACUUAGCUAGAGCRUAUUAUAGGAUGGGAAAACUGCAAGAAUGCAAGCAAGUGCUUAUCAAGGCGCGCCAUGUUGCUCCCAAUAAUACAAUAUUGCUAUUUAACCUGUCCUUGGUCCAGCAAAGACUUGCUACAGCCAUUCUAAGGGCAGAUAAAAGUCCUUUAAAAGUAGUGUUAGGUGCUGUAAGAGAACUUCAACAAGCUCAAAAAAAUUUCUCUUGGUUAAGUCACCAUGGAGACCGCAUGAAAUUUGAUCUUGCCUGGGCAGCCUUUGAAUCAAGGCAUACAAGUGACUUGUUGAGUCAAGCACAGUAUCAUGUGGCCAGAGCACGCAAACUUGAUGAAGAAGAACGAGAACUACGACGUCGACAAGAAGAAGAGAAGCAAGCUAUUAGGCGAACUCGAGAGGAAGCUUUGCGAUCAAAACAAGAGCAAAAGGAACAGCAGGAGAGAGAAUUGUUAGAAAAACGCCAGCAAUUUGUUGAAGCGACCAGGAACAAACUUGUGUUUAGCAGYGAGCCCGAACCAGCAGCUGAAAAGAAGAAAGGAAAAAAGAAAAAUAAAGAUGAUGACCUUGUUGAUGAUUCAAGCAGUGAUGAAAUUGAAUUUGGUGAAGAUGGUGAAGCCAGACCAAAAGAGAAAAAAGAGAAAAAAAGAAGAAAAAAACAUGAAGAUGGGGAAGGUGAAACUAGAAAAAGGAGACAAGCUAAACAACGAAAACCGCGAGCAAGAAAAGAAAAGCCAAAGAAAACAGAAGAAAGAUUAUCUGCCAAGCAGAAAUUGAAGAUUAAGUCGAAAGCAUAUAUUUCAUCCUCUGAGGACUCGUCAGAUUCUGAGGAAGAAAAGCUGAAAAUUACAGAAACAGGAAGUGAUGGCGAGGACAAAAAGAAAGAGGGGUCCGAUCCAGCGCUURAUUCGGAAUCAGACAGGGACCUUGAUGUGAAAAGUGAUGAAGAAGACAAGAGCAAUUCUGAAAAUGAUGACAGCGCUGACGAAGAAAGGACUGUAAGAGGAAGAAAACGUAUAAUAGCUAGUGACGAUGGUAACAGUGAUGGAGAUAACGAUCCGUCACCAAAGAAAAGAUCCAGAAAACAUCUUGUUAGUUC
Messenger RNA from Exaiptasia diaphana, 3066 nucleotides. Its product is annotated as RNA polymerase-associated protein CTR9 homolog. Gene Ontology annotation, molecular function: RNA polymerase II complex binding. Gene Ontology annotation, cellular component: Cdc73/Paf1 complex. The record is from RefSeq and is a predicted model, not a curated record. Gene Ontology annotation, biological process: regulation of DNA-templated transcription. Lineage: Eukaryota; Metazoa; Cnidaria; Anthozoa; Actiniaria; Aiptasiidae.